Molecule: messenger RNA, 4859 nt
Organism: Poeciliopsis prolifica (blackstripe livebearer)
Lineage: Eukaryota; Metazoa; Chordata; Actinopteri; Cyprinodontiformes; Poeciliidae
Product: transcription factor SOX-13-like
Biological process (GO): regulation of transcription by RNA polymerase II; cell fate commitment
Cellular component (GO): nucleus
Molecular function (GO): DNA-binding transcription factor activity, RNA polymerase II-specific; RNA polymerase II cis-regulatory region sequence-specific DNA binding
Source: RefSeq, a predicted model, not a curated record
AUGACUUGUGUCAGCCGCUCUGUUCCAGGCAGGGAGAGAUUUUGGAUCCCCGCACAUCCAGCGGGCCCGGGCAGGAGGACUCGGCCGGCCGGCAGCGCCAAAUCGUGAACGACUCGUGGUACAACACACCGAAACGCCGCUUGGAGACCGAGCCAUGGACUUGUUGUGAAAGAAUGGUUGAGCCCAGCCCUUCAGCUCUGCACCUCCUCUCCGGUGGGGAUGUACGCAUGGCAGACAUCGGCGUCAAAGUGGAACAGGAGGAAUGCGUCGGAGCCAAAACCAACUCGGAGCACCCCAGAACUCUGCACGACUGGUCAGCAAGUCAGCCUCUAGAGACGCGCCAGCUGACCCCACCGCUGUCGCGCUCCCCUUCAGAGGGCUCUCCAGGAAAGGAGCCGCCUCACAAGCAAAGCCCCAUGGGAGUGAAGGAAGCCGGGAUUCACGAGCGAUCAGAGGGGCCAGCCAAAAUUAAGGAAGUAAUGCCGACCAUCGAGAAGCUGCUGAACGCCGACUGGAAGGAGAAACUUCUGGAUAAAAGCUCAGUCGGUGCAGGACAACUAAAAGGCACCCCGGAGUCUCUGGCGGAGAAGGAGCUGCAGCUGCUGAUGAUGAUCAACCAGCUGAGCGGCCUCAGGGAGCAGCUGCUGGGGGCCCACUCAGAGCAGAGGAACAUGGCCGCCCUGCUGCUGGAGAAGCAACAGCAGCAGAUGGAGCUGGCCCGGCAGCAGCAGGAGCAGAUCGCCAAGCAGCAGCAGCAGCUGAUCCAGCAGCAGCAUAAGAUCAACCUGCUCCAGCAGCAGAUCCAGCAGGUGAACAUGCCCUACGUGAUGAUCCCGGCUUUCCACCCCAACACCCAGACCCUCCCCGUCUCCUCAGACCCCCCGAUGACAUUGCCUCUGCAGCCCAUCCCCUGCAAGCCGACAGUGGACUACCCCAUGCAGCUGCUCCCAAACAGCCACCACACGCCCAUCAAGAGGAGCAGCAGCUCCUUCCGCCAGGAGGCGAGCCAGCCGCUGAACCUCACCUCCAAGCCCAAGGGGAUGGAGCUGGGGAAGACGUCCAGCCCUCUGAGCCGGGAGCUGGGAUCGGCGGGAUCCAUGCAGGGUGCCUACAGACCCAGAGAGGUGUCCCGCAGCCCGCCGCGGCCCGCCCUCAGUUUCCUAGGAGACGGCGACGUGGUCACCCAGGCCAUCCAUGAUGCCCAGCAGCUCUUGAGGAGUCACAGCAGCGGCGGGAGAGACAGAGACAGAGAGAGAGACGGUUCCGGAAAAAUGGAAUAUAAAGGUUCUCCUCGUGCAGAAAAAAUAAGUCACUGUGAGCGCGGUGAAGAGAGGCACGGCGAGGAGCACCUCAGCAGUGACUCUGAGGGGGCAUUGCCCGUCUCCGUUCCCGGCAGCUACUCUGAAACGCGGCCCGCAUCCUCUACCGGCCACAUAAAGAGACCCAUGAACGCCUUCAUGGUGUGGGCCAAGGACGAGCGCAGGAGGAUCCUCCAGGCUUUCCCAGACAUGCACAACUCCUCCAUCAGCAAGAUCCUAGGCUCCAGGUGGAAGUCCAUGUCCAACCAGGAGAAGCAGCCGUACUAUGAGGAGCAGGCCAGGCUGAGCCGGCAGCACCUGGAGCGUUACCCCGACUACAAGUACAAGCCCCGACCCAAACGGACCUGCAUCGUGGAGGGCCGAAGGCUGAGGGUGGGCGAGUACAAAGCCAUGAUGAAGAGCCGCAGGCAGGAGCAGAGGGCCACCUACACACACAGCCAAUCAGAUCCGCAGCAGAUCCAGUACUCCCAGAGCGACCAGUACCCAGCCGGCGGCUCCAUCUCCGUCCCAGGCUUGCCGUUUCACCCGCACUGCUGGAGCAUUACCUGCCGCAGGCCCCGCCCCCUGCACACAGGUCUGAGGACCGGGCCACACCCACCCCACUGCCCAGGGACAGGGACAGGGAGAGAGAGAGAGAGCGACUGCCCUACAGCGAAGGAGAAGAAAGCGACGUGGGGGAGAGGAGUGAGGGGGAACUGGUGCUGCUCACAGACUGAUCAGGUCGGGCCCGGUGGGUCUCUGGGGGGCCUCUCGGCCCGGAGCGAAGAGACGGAGAGGAAGAUGAACAGAACUUCAGCUUCAGAUGUCGCUCUUGGUUUUGAGGCAAUCAGAAUCCAAAUCCUGGACGACUGAGACAAUACACAAUACACACACACACACACACACACACACACACACACACACACACACGUGUGUACUCUGCUUGUACAUUAAUAUAAACUCCCCAGUUCCCUCACACAAGUCCUCAUCAGUUCCCUUCCCAGAUGAGUCAUCACCUGCUUUUUUUCUUUUCUUUUUUUAAACUGUUGUUAGAAUGUAGAAAGUUAUCAUUUAAUCCCUUCUGCUUCUUGUUUUUCUUCCAUGUUGCCUUUUAUCAAACAAUACGCCUCCCAGGGAUUAGAAUCGCUGCAGGAAGCUCCAAAGGAACUGUUCAACUUAGAUUAGCUGCUUUUCACCUGUCAGGCAGCCGGGAGGCUGGACUGGGGCUGCACCGCCCCCUGGUGGUGGAAGCUGGUUGUUACAAAAGGCAGCAGAAAGGCAGCGCUGGACGGUUCACACCCAACCUGAAACCUCUGACCAAAGAAAAGCCUGAUGACAGCAGGGUGCUUCACAUCAUCAUGUCUGUUUUUAGAGUGGGCUGCUUUGUUGUGUUGUGUUUUUUGGGGGGUUUUUGUCUCCAGAUGUUGAUGCAGUUGUUGGCACAUCUGGAAAACCUUCAAAUAAUCUAUUAGCCUAUCGUCCCAAAACUCCAACAUUUAAUUUGAGCACGUUUGUCUGUUGGUGUCCUGUCAAACACAACGAGAGAAUUUUCUAACCCACAUUGUAAGGCAUCAUAAUGUCAACCAGGAGACGGAAGCGAAAAAUCUGGUGGACAAAUCAAAGUUUGGAUUUUUAUUUAUUUAUUUUUUUUUCUUUUUAUCUGAAAUUCUUCAAAAUUGCAAAAGUAAUUUGAUCAUCUGACUCAUGAGUUUUGGCAUUAAUUUGUCCUUUUAACAGAUUUUCUUAAGGAGGACACUUUAUUUAUGUUCCAGCUCUUCCUAGUAUUUAUAAUAACAAUCAUUAAAAAAAAUUAAAAACACAUUUUAUUAUUCUUUGGCUCCUUGCCUCUGUUCAAAAUGCAUAAAAUCUAUUAAAAGACGCAGAAAUAAAAUCACUUGAACAGGAAGUGCAGAAGAUAUGAAAGCAGUUGUAAAGAAAUGUGUUAAGUUCUGAUUUGAACUGAGGAAGUGAAUCAAUCAUGACCCCGUAAUGACCCCAGUCACAUCCUCUUCCUCCUCCUCUUCCUCCACAUAUCCUCUGUUCUCAAUGUGUUUGCUUCAGUUCCCUCUCCGCCUCAGAGGGUUGACCCCUGACCUGUUGCAUAUAUUUGUUUUUUGCUUUUUAAGUGUUCCUUGAUUGUUGUGUUUAAUCUGUGCAUUUAAAUCCAUGUUUUUUGUUUUGUUUUGUUUCCUUCUUGGUGAAGCGAUGCUGAAGUUCCUUCGUUUGCCAUGUUCUCAUUCAGAUCAUCCAGCAGCAAGAAAAACCAUCCCGUGAAUUGAACUGCCUGUCUGAAAUCACUGUAACUGGGAACUGCAGAGGUGUAAUAUUCAUGAUUUGCUUUGUGAUAGAAAAUAUUAGUUAGGACAACAGUGGAGCACUGAAAAAAUGGAUGCGGUUGGUUUCCUUGGAGAGCCAGAUAUUAAAAAAAUGAGCGAUUUCGAACGUAACCUUUAUGUUGCGUAUGAAAACGUAAAUAAACCUGCGUCCAUCUGACGGCGGACACAUUAUAAUACAUUAGCACUUUCCACUUCUUUAGAGACGCUGGUCAUGAUUAGUUCACUGGCACCACAGACAGUCAGUCCUCCUUCCUUAUCUUGCUGUCAUAUUAAGUUGUGUUUUUAUUAUAUAUAAGGAUUUUAUCAAAACUUUUAGCUUCAGGAUUGCAUCAGUUUUAAGUCCUAUAAGAUUUCAAUGGGAAAACACUGGAGUUUAACACAAAACCUCAAGAAGUUAGUUCAAUUAUGUUCCUUCCUUGAGAUUUAUAGUUUUUUGAUAAGCAGUGAUAAUAUCAUUAUUUAUAUCUAUUUCAGUGUAAAGUAAUGGAUGUUUCUUCUUACUGAAAGCAGUGCUAAUGUUUUAGCAUUCUCCACAUUCACUGAGUUGAACAGGCCUUUUGGCUUCAGCUCCCUCCACAAAGUUGUGAGAUUUUCUGAGCUAACUUUGAUUGAUAGCAUUAAACUUUAGCAUCGGUCCAGUUAACAAACUGUCGGUUCCUGAAAUGAUUUACCUUUUAUUACAUUGAAAUUAUUGACUCAGUUUUCUCAAUUCUGGUUCCAGCAGAGAAAUGUUAACUUUUGAAAAGAAGUUUUACUUUUAUUUGAUUUAUUUAUUUUAUUUUUUUAAAGAUUAGGUAAAGAAAACCAGCUUAUUGAGUUUCACUGGUUGCAUUAAAAUCAACACAGAAGAAAACCUGGUAUUUAAUGUUUUAUUUUGUUUAAAAAAAAAAAAAAAGUUAUGACUUUAUAACUGUGGUGCCUUUGUUCUUCUCAUAUCCUGGCUCUGUGGUAUUUAGAUUAUUUCAAUAAAGAAGUUGUUUGCUGUUCAACAAGAAAGUGUCUGAGGCCUAAACUGGCCCUGAAGGUUCAUCACAAACAUGCUGGUUCUUUUGUGUACAGAGAUCAGAAAUGAGUUAUUUUAUUACAUACUAGAAUCACCUGUCAUUACCCUGCUGAUGUAAAUAUAGAAAAACUUUAUUUUGUUUAUAAGAGCUUGUGUAAUUUAAAGGUGUACAUUUCCAUAUGUUUUCAGAGUUUUUGAAAGACAAUAAACUGGUCGUUUUAA